UUUCAUUUGCCUUCGGUAUUACAUCACCAAACGCAGCCUUACAUACAAACAACAUCAAGAGAAAAGAACUCGGCGGUGAGAUCAUGGCGUCGUCGGUGGUGAAGAGCAUCAUAAGCACGGUGAAGGAGAAGGGUCUCGGCGGCUUCUUCCGAUACCUCAAGGAUGAAGGAUACCGGAGGUGCCUUCCUGAUGGAAACCUAUUGCAAACCAAGAUCCAUAAUAUUGGGGCAACGCUCGUUGGUGUUGAUAAAUAUGGUAACAAGUAUUACGAGAAAACUGAAAACACACAGUAUGGAAGGCACAGGUGGGUUGAAUAUGCAGAGAAGACUAGAUAUAACGCUUCUCAGGUUCCUGCUGAAUGGCAUGGCUGGCUCCACUUCAUAACCGAUCACACCGGUGAUGAGCUUCUCCUACUCAGACCAAAAAGGUACGGUCUUGACCAUAAAGAAAAUUUGUCUGGAGAAGGUGAGGAGUUUAUCUAUCAUUCCAAGGGACAUGCUCUCAAUCCAGGGCAGAGAAACUGGACCAGGUACCAACCAUGGGAAUCCACGACCAAACCGUGAAUAUGGUUCAGCUUUCAGUUGCAGAUGUAUUGGGUCGGAUGUUUGUUUUUCUUUCGUCCUGACAAAUUGUUUGAAUUCAUUUCAUGAAAUGGAAAACAGUUUUUACUUUUUUAACAAUAAACGAAUUAUUAGCUGUGAUAACAGACAAACUCAUUGGUAAAUUUAAACAUUUUCUAUAUACUGUUACCAAUCGGUAUGUAUGAACUGUGAUAUGUUAAAAACAAUCUUUUGCUUUAUUAUCUAUAAUUUGUUGAAGCAUGUUCUUUAA
Molecule: messenger RNA, 831 nt
Organism: Vicia villosa (hairy vetch)
Lineage: Eukaryota; Viridiplantae; Streptophyta; Magnoliopsida; Fabales; Fabaceae
Product: probable NADH dehydrogenase [ubiquinone] 1 alpha subcomplex subunit 12
Exons: 5
Coding region: 84-563 (159 amino acids)
Biological process (GO): mitochondrial respiratory chain complex I assembly; response to oxidative stress
Cellular component (GO): membrane
Source: RefSeq, a predicted model, not a curated record